ACUGUGAAUCCAGAAUAUCUAACACGCAAAAUGCUGAAGUAACUCAGCGGUUCAGACACCAUCGAUGUCGUAGUUUCGGGCCGAGACCUUUCAUAAGCACUGGAUCGUAUCUCUAAAUUUCUCGCAUUUAUAUAGCUUCCAAAUAUCUCUUAAAAAUAGCACUCUGGAGGGCCCCGAAACAUCCACUGUAUUCACAUCCAAGAUGCUUCUGUGCUCCAGUAUUUUUUUUUGUGUGUUGCUCUGGUUCAUAUGGGAGGAACUGGAUUUGCUGGGGAUCAGGAUCAGGAGUAAAUAUUGGAUGAUGUUUGAAAAUGUUUAACAACAGUACUCAGAAAAAAUGCUGGAUUUUUCACAGUGAAGAAAUAUUAGAAAAUAUGAGAAAUGAAGCCAAUCAGAAAUUUCAGUCCAAAAUUCUGGCAAGUGGAAAGGUUGCUCCAAAUGAUUCUCUGCCUUUCUUGGAACCUCACGAAGAAAAAGUGUUACGUAAAUACUAUGAAAAACGACUAUUGGAUUUCUGCUCUGCAUUUAAACCUGCCAUGCCCAAAUCUGUGGUGGGUACAGCAAGUAUGUAUUUCAAGAGAUUUUAUUUAAGUAAUUCCUUAAUGGAAUAUCAUCCCAGGACAAUUAUGUUAACAAGUGUAUAUUUAGCUUGUAAAGUGGAUGAAUUUAAUGUCUCCAGUUCACAGUUUGUUGCUAAUCUGUGGGAAAGUCCUGCUGCCCAAGAGAAGGCUCUGGAACAAAUCCUUGAGUAUGAACUGCUGCUAAUUCAGCAGCUGAACUUUCAUCUUAUUAUCCACAACCCAUUUCGACCUCUUGAGGGAUUUCUUAUAGAUCUAAAGGCCCGGGACUCAAGACUUGAGAAUCCAGAAGUUUUGCGAAAAACAGCAGAUGAAUUUCUCAGCAGAGAAAUGAUGACUGACGCUGGACUUCUGUUUCCACCAUCACAGAUAGCAUUAGCAGCCAUCCAUUUCAGCGCCUCCAGAGUUGGUAUUAAUAUAGAUAGUUACUUGAUGGAAUGCCUAAUGUUAAAGGAUAAAAAAGAAUGCCUGUCAAAACUGGUUGAAGCAAUCCGGUGUAUAAAGACCUUGGUGAAGAAGUGUGAUCCUCCAAAACUGGAAGACGUUAAUGUUCUGAAACAGAAACUCGAGCAUUUUCACAGUUUGGACCUUGGUGUCAGCACAAAUUCAAAGAAGAGGAAAGGAUAUGAGGAAGAUGGAACUAUUUCCAAAAAAGCAAAAAUGGAAGAAGAGGAAUGGAGUGAUGAUGAUCUCAUUGAUGCACUAUAAACACCCCCCCGGCAUGCUUUUUGAAAUUACACAUGGAGGAGCAGAUACAGUGAUUCUCUAACUUGUACAAUCAACUUUCAAAAUAAGCACAGAGAUGAUUUGGAGAUGCAUCUUUGGAUGGAAGAAUAUCACAACGAUUUUCAGGUCUAUUUUUAUAAAUACAAACUAUUUGGAAAAUCUGAAAUCGAAAGGAAGUCUCUACAAUGCUGAAGCUGCUUGUUUGUUGUUUUCAUUCCUGGUAUUUAAAAUCAAAUUUGUAUCUAAAUAAUGAAUUUACAUCUUUGUCAUUUAUAUUUCCAAGAGAAAGAAUUGAAAAUAAAAGCUUUAUAACAGUU
Hypanus sabinus (Atlantic stingray) is the source of this 1621-nucleotide messenger RNA. RefSeq names its product cyclin H (gene ccnh). Bases 312 to 1286 code for a protein of 324 amino acids. The transcript is spliced from 10 exons. Gene Ontology annotation, cellular component: transcription factor TFIIK complex; nucleus. The record is from RefSeq and is a predicted model, not a curated record. Gene Ontology annotation, molecular function: cyclin-dependent protein serine/threonine kinase regulator activity. Gene Ontology annotation, biological process: regulation of transcription by RNA polymerase II; DNA-templated transcription; regulation of cyclin-dependent protein serine/threonine kinase activity. Lineage: Eukaryota; Metazoa; Chordata; Chondrichthyes; Myliobatiformes; Dasyatidae.